Messenger RNA from Tetranychus urticae (two-spotted spider mite), 1742 nucleotides. RefSeq lists its product as uncharacterized. Lineage: Eukaryota; Metazoa; Arthropoda; Arachnida; Trombidiformes; Tetranychidae. The record is from RefSeq and is a predicted model, not a curated record.
ACAUGGAUUAUAAGGGAAACAAAUGCCUGAAGCUGUUGUCGUACUUGCUGUUAUAAGUUAUAACUUUUUUCAACGGCCAUUUAAACCAGCACAUUAGUCAUGUAAGAAAAUGAUACGGAAUUGCUAAUUGUGCCAUCAAUUCAUGCAAAAAAAUGAAGAAGAAGGGAAAACCGAAGAGCGAAAUAUGUGGCAGCAAGAAGCAAGACAGGUCUCUACAAGGAAUGAGCAACUGAAAAAACCCUUUCCACCAUCUUAGUCCCCUCACCAUUUCCCCGUUUUUAAAGACUUAGUAUUGGUCAAAACUCAAGCUGAAGUUUCGCACUCUAGCUAUUCAUAUUCUGUGUGAAUUUAACCUGAAGGCAAAAAAGGUUGCCCCGUUUUAUCCUACAAUCCUUUCUUCACUCAAACUCUGAUUAAUUGAGUCCGGACAAACUAGUUCUUCUCCAAUCAGCAUUGGAACAAAAUAAGGAAUUACCAGAUCGUUAAGGGAGAAAAAAAGGGGAGCGAGUUACACUUUUUGCCUUUUAUUUCACAGGGAUAACUUGGUGGUCACUAAGAAGUCCAUUUAAAAAGGAAUUAACGUUUUAAAUUUUCAGUUGAGUUGGAGAGCUUGCUUGGUUACUUCUUAGAAACUCGUGUUUACAUAUUUGUGGUUCAAAGUGUUUGUGGCGUUGGGAUAUUUUCAGCAAUAAUAUUUAAAAAAUUGGACAAAUCAAGAUGGUUAUUCAAGAAGACAUAGCUCCAGAAAUCAUUGAAGUUUUCAAUGCUUCCAAAUAUCCAAUGAGAUGCUUUGAUCUCUGGGAUCGAACAAAGAAAUGGCUGGCUGAAAAUCCGUCAUCUGUUAAUCCAGAUGAUGCUUUAAUGUUCUUUGCCCAUUCUACACCACUCAUUGCCUUCCUCGAAUCCCACGAUUGGGAUACAACUAAAGCUUUCAAUGGUAUAAAGUCUAUAGCAAAGAAACGCCAUUCUGACCCCACAACAGAUGUUGUCUUGUUGGAUUUCCCAAAAGAUUAUCAUGAACUUGGCGCUCUUCUACCAAACCUUGUGGAUAAAAAUGGCCGACCAGUGUUAUGGGUUCGCUCAAUCGAUCCACCUGAACUUCUUUACCCAAAAGUCAUGCGUAUGUUUGCUUGGGUAACAGAUCGUUUCUGUGAACGUGUCUCCGCAUCACCUUUGAAACCAGGUCUUGUCUUUGAUUGUCAAGUAAUGACGACCAACUUCAGAUUGAUUAAAGAUUCAAUUACAAUUGUAUUGCAACGUUGCCCUCCUUGGGUGGAAUACAUCGCAAUUGUUGGUUUAAGUUCCUAUUUCAGAUUUUUUGGUCGAAUCUGUCGAAAUUUUCUUCCUCGUUACUUGAAAGACUCGCUAAUUUUCAUUGACAUUGACGACUUGGACAAUUAUUUCGAUAUGAAACAAUUACCGCAUUACUUGGGAGGUGAAACUAGAUUGAUAACUGACAAAGAGUUGGAACAAUGUCCAAGUUUACAGGAAUAUGCUGAAAAAUGUGGCCUAGAGCCUACGCUGUUUGACAAAUGGAGGGAAAACGCUCACUCGAAAUACAUGAAACAUGCAAAACCUAGUGCUAAAAUUAAGCCAAUUGAAAUGUUUACCUAAUCAUCGUCUUCAUCAUCUCAUCAUAUGCUAAAAUUACAAACAUAUUGCAAUGUCACUUCACAUCAUCUCAAUUAUCAUGUAAUGAUUUUCCCAAGAUAAAUAAUAAACUAAUAAAUUUAAUAAACUGA